Molecule: messenger RNA, 1361 nt
Organism: Microplitis demolitor
Lineage: Eukaryota; Metazoa; Arthropoda; Insecta; Hymenoptera; Braconidae
Product: phospholipase A1 member A
Exons: 7
Coding region: 112-1164 (350 amino acids)
Biological process (GO): lipid metabolic process
Molecular function (GO): lipase activity
Source: RefSeq, a predicted model, not a curated record
UUUAACAGCGCGACAUCAAACGUUUAAGAUUCACGUCCAAAAAAUAUAUUAUUUUCAUCGGUGAUACUAGACACGUCCGAUGUUAUAUCACAUACGCCGGGAGUGCCGGACAUGGCGGUCAGUUUUAAUGUGCAUCUUAUUUUUUUAAUAUUUUUUAUUUUUUAUCAAACACUAUAUGUACAAGGACAAAAUAAAACAUUGAAGGACCUUUUCAAUAGUACUUCAUGUGCGAAGCCUCCGUACACGUGCCCCCAUCCACAAAUUGAAUUUUAUUUGUACACGAGAACUACUCAAAAAAAUCCAGUUCUCCUUGACGUUCUAAAUCGGCGAUCGUUGGAUUACACGAGUUUCGACCGGUCGCAUCCGACGAAAGUAAUUAUUCACGGAUUUGGAGGCGGAAGAAAUUUAGCACCGAGUACUGAUCUGAGGAAUGCGUAUUUCAAACGCGGGGAUUACAACAUAAUAAUCGUCGACUACGGUUCAUUGGUACGUGAGCCAUGUCUCUCGCAAAUGCAGUGGGGACCGGAUUUCUGUUCACAAUGUAUUGCUCAGUUAGUGAGAUACUUGAGGGAUCACCCGCGUGGGAUAUCAGUCGAGAGUAUCCACGUGCUGGGAUACAGCGUUGGUGCUCAUAUAGCCGGGCUGAUAGCCAAUCACUUGCCCGAUGACAAGUUGGGACGUAUUACUGGUCUCGAUCCCACGAUAUUUUUUUACAUGAACGGAAACCGUUCUCGGGAUCUGGACGAGUCCGAUGCCCUAUUUGUCGACAUCAUCCACACGGGAGCUGGGAUUUUGGGACAGUGGGGACCAAACGGGCACGCGGAUUUUUAUGUAAAUGGUGGUUCGAGUCAGCCUGGGUGUGCAACUGCUUCCAUUUUACAAACUCUAGCGUGCGAUCACACAAAAGUGACUCCAUAUUACAUCGAGUCAAUAACAACAAAGGCAGGAUUCUGGGCAGCGCCAUGUGCAAAUUUGUUUUCGUAUCUAACGGGAUGGUGCAGCCCAAAGGACGAAGAGUGGGUACUGAUGGGCGAGGAUACGCCACCCACCGCACGAGGAGUUUACUAUCUGUCAACAAACGCACACAAACCGUACGCCCGAGGACAUCCAGGAAAAAGGCAACUCCCGAAAAAUCGGAAGCAAUCGUCCUACCGCCAGUAUUAAGUCUGCUUAAGCAAUUAAUCAACAUUAUUAUAGAAUAAGUUAUUAUAUUAAUAAUUAAUUUUCAAUUUAUUUAUGAUUAUUAUUUUAUUUUUUAACUAGGGUUACUUUUUUAUACUGUAAUUUCUUAGUACUAAUAGUACUAGUAUUUUGUAGUGUACUAUAAAUCAUUUUUUUUAUUAAAGUAUAUCAUCAACUUA